Molecule: messenger RNA, 441 nt
Organism: Spodoptera littoralis (African cotton leafworm)
Lineage: Eukaryota; Metazoa; Arthropoda; Insecta; Lepidoptera; Noctuidae
Source: the annotation of a GenBank genome assembly
AUGGAAUACAGAACCAUGCUCCAUUUACAAAAAUGUUUAUAUUUUAAUUUAUAUUUAUACAUAAUUUGGGUGACAGUAAUAGGAUUUUUUCUAUAUGCAAAGUUGAAUAGCCUUGGACAUCUAACGAAAUACCUUUCAUUGACAGUAUUCACAUUAUUGAUUGUUAUUGAGUCAGCAAGAAUAUAUUUAGGUCACUAUGGCAACCUUUCUAGAAGGGUACCAGAACUAGCUGGGUUCCUGAUGCUGACAAUUUUGAUGCAAAUGCCUCUAGUCAGCUUCUUCCUCUUCAACCCAUACUUGAUGAGCACCCCCAUGGAGAUCACACUGCACACCAUGUUAUGGUUGCUCACACUCACUGAAGUAGUGUUCAGCUUUAUGGCAUUGAAACAAGCCUCGAAUUUUGCCAAAAGUAUUUACUUAUCCCAACCUAACAACAGAUGA